GCAUGCGCGGGGGGCGGCGGGUGGCCGCCCACCAUGGCGCUGUUGGCCGCGGACCGGGAGUUGGUGCGCGCGUUCUGGAGGAAGCUGGGAGGCAACGUUGGGGUCUACGCUACGGAGGCCCUGGAGAGGACCUUCCUGUCCUUCCCCACCACCAAGACCUACUUCCCCCACCUGGACCUGAGUCCCGGCUCCGCCCAGGUCAAAGCCCACGGCAAGAAGGUGGGCGACAUGCUGACCCUCGCUGUGGCCCACCUGGACGACCUACCCUGCGUCCUGGCGGCUCUGCGCGACCUGCACGCGCACAGGCUGCGAGUGGACCCGGUCAACUUCCAGCUCCUGGGCCACUGCCUGCUGGUGACCCUCGCCCGGCACUACCCCGGAGACUUCAGCGCCGCCCUGCACGCCUCGCUGGACAGGUUUCUGAGCCACGUGACCUCGGCGCUGGUCUCCGAGGGUUGCUAAACGGGGUGGGUGGUCGCGGGACCCCCAGCCGUUCCCUCCCGAGGUUACAGUGUUUGAGUAAAGUCCCCGAAAGCAAG
Messenger RNA from Manis javanica (Malayan pangolin), 539 nucleotides. Its product is annotated as hemoglobin subunit theta-1-like. Gene Ontology annotation, biological process: hydrogen peroxide catabolic process; oxygen transport. Gene Ontology annotation, cellular component: hemoglobin complex; blood microparticle; haptoglobin-hemoglobin complex. Gene Ontology annotation, molecular function: oxygen binding; peroxidase activity; heme binding. NCBI's taxonomy places the organism in Eukaryota, Metazoa, Chordata, Mammalia, Pholidota, Manidae. The record is from RefSeq and is a predicted model, not a curated record.